GGUAUACUUGGACCUAGGGGUGGCAGGGGACAUGGUAUACUUGGACAGAGGGGUGGACAUGGUAUACUUAGACAGAGGGGUAGCAGCGGAUGUGGUAUACUUGGACAGAGGGGUGGCUGUGGAUGUGGUAUACUUGGACAGAGGGGUGCACGUGGUAUACUUGGAUAGAGGGGUGGCUGUGGAUGUGGUAUACUUGGACAGAGGGGUGGACGUGGUAUACUUGGACAGAGGGGUGGCUGUGGAUGUGGUAUACUUGGACAGAGGGGUGGCAGUGGAUGUGGUGGUGGUGGUGGUGGACAUGGUAUACUUGGACAGAGGGGUGGCAGUGAACAUAGUAUACUUGGACAGAGGGGUGGCGGUGGACGUAGUAUACCUGGACGGAGGGGUGGUGGACGUGGUAUACUUGGACAGAGGGGUGGCAGUGGAUGUGGUAUACUUGGACAGAGGGGUGGCAGUGGACGUGGUAUGCUUGGACAGAGGGGUGGCUGUGGACGUGGUAUACUUGGACAGAGGGGUGGCUGUGGACGUGGUAUACUUGGACAGAGGGGUGGCGGUGGACGUGGUAUGCUUGGACAGAGGGGUGGCGGUGGACGUGGUAUGCUUGGACAGAGGGGUGGCAGUGGACGUGGUAUACUUGGACAGAGGGGUGGCAGUGGACGUGGUAUACUUGGACAGGGGGGGGCAGUGGACGUGGUAUACUUGGACAGAGGGGGAAGGUGGAUGUGGUAUAUUUGGACAGAGGGGUGACGUGGUCAGAGGAUAGAUGAAUAUAGUGUCUACAGUAUGUAUUAAUCCAUAGGACAAACA
Staurois parvus is the source of this 807-nucleotide messenger RNA. Lineage: Eukaryota; Metazoa; Chordata; Amphibia; Anura; Ranidae. The record is from the annotation of a GenBank genome assembly.